Messenger RNA from Saitoella complicata NRRL Y-17804, 1256 nucleotides. RefSeq lists its product as uncharacterized. The record is from RefSeq and is a predicted model, not a curated record. Lineage: Eukaryota; Fungi; Ascomycota; Saitoellomycetes; Saitoellales; Saitoellaceae. The transcript has a single exon. The annotation marks the transcript as partial.
CAAGAGCUUCCAAUCGGUCCUGCUCCUUUCUUGUCUUCGAGAGAAGAUGUCUCGCCUGUUUCAGCUUCUUUCUCUUCUGCACAAUCAGCGGGACGGACGGACAUGGAUGUCGAUGCGAUAAAAUCCCCGAUCAUUAAACGUAUCCCAGCGAAAGCUCGUGCCACAGUUCGACUAUCUACCCCUAUGCCGCAAAGGUCGAGCGUAUCGAAUGGACAUCGGAGCACACUUGCUACACUGCCGCCCCCCAAAGCCGCACAACCCGUCAUUCAGAAUACCGGUAGGCACGCGAGGUCGGUGGGUGCACCUCAAAGGGCUCCAACGCGAGAGAGCAUUGGGAUUGACAUGUUGCUUUGUGCUGCGGAUCAGAUGGCACCCCCAGCAUUACGCCCAGAGUACGCAUCUGCGAUCGUCCAGGCCCUUGCGCAGCACAGUGUUUCGAAUUCUGCGCGGGCCGGUCCACAGGGAAUGCCUCAGUUUCAUGUCCCAUAUCCGUAUCUGUAUCCUGUCCCGCACACGCCCGUCUCAAGGAGGCCCGGGCAUCCGAGUCUCUCUGUUACGGUUCCUCCUCAUCCGCUGCCUCCCUCUUUCGCACCUCCUGCUCUCCCAUCCGCUGUACGCCGCCGGACCGACUCUUCAGCUAACUCGCCAAGGAGCGCCGGAAGCGUAUCAGGUUCGCGCCAAGUAGGAGGAUUCAGCUUCCCUGAGAAGAAACAAUACACGACAGAGUCAUGGCGCCAAACGAAGAGACACGCGAAAUCACUUCUUCCUUCCUACGAGUGGGUGCCUAAGCAGAGGCAGAGUCCCUCAACGGCUCAGGUGACGCACCCUCCCUAUGUGCAGAAGACGGAAACUCCUAAGGGCAAGCCUGCUCGACCUGAGGUUAUUAAUAUUGCCGAUAAUGUUGAUUUUUGGUCGCAGAUUCAACGGAGGAGGGCCAAUAGGCAAGUCCAACGUCGAGGAGAUGUCGAUGAAGCCUUAGUUCAGUUGGAGAGGAUGUACGGGCAGACUGAAAGGCAACGAUAGACGCCAAGUGACAGAGCUUAAACGAUAUUGUUGGAUGAUGAAUCAUGGUUGAUUGCUUGAGAUUGCCGAGGUUAAGACAGCUGGAAAGGAGGAGCGUACGGCUUGAUCAUGAAAGAAGAAUGAGGGAAGGACUCAGGACUCUUGAUUAAUGAACUGAACCAUGAACAAUACUUUUUAGAAUGGAAUGAAACACUAAUUAAUGGGUACAUACGAACGGACGAUUUGUGCACGCC